AUGGGUGAUGCCUCUUGCCCACCAGAGCUGCCGGAAGAGUCGUCGUCGGCCCUGCUGCCGAUCAGGAUCUUGACUCACAACAUACGCUUUGCGACCGACACACCCGACGAAAGCGAGAAGCUGUGGCCCGACCGCUUCGCUUACCUCUCGAGCCACUUCAAGUACCACACGCGUCCACAUUUCGCUCCCCAGUCGACGCUGGUUUGCAUGCAAGAGGUCCUCCACGGACAGCUUCUGGAUUUGCACACCCAGACGUUCAAUACUUCGACGACGUCGUCGCUGCAAGCCUCCGGGGACGACGACAAUGACUGGACGUACGUCGGGGUCGGGCGCAACGACGGCAAAACCAAGGGAGAGUACAGUCCCAUCUUCUUCCGCAAGUCCGCCUGGAAAUGCAUCCACUGGGAAACAGUGUGGUUGAACGAGACGGGCGAAGUGGGCAAGAAGGGCUGGGACGCGGACAGCAUCCGCAUCCUGACGUGCGCCGUGCUGGAAUCGGUCCUUGUCGACAACAACACUGCCUCGGAUGGACAAAGAAACCAGCUCAUGCUAGCCAUGAACACGCACCUCGACAACGAAGGCAAAAUCUCGCGGCGAGAAUCCGCCAAACUCAUCCUCCGGGUCGCUUCUCGCUUGCGAUCAAGGUACAACCCAACCUUCACCUUCCUGACGGGCGACCUGAACAGCCACCCGGACGGAGACGCGUACCAGAUCCUCAACGCGGCCGGGUCCGGCUUCGUCGACACCCGCCGCCUCGUUUCGCAAAGCAACCACGACGGCAAAAUCUACGCGUACGGCAACGAACUCACAUUCACGGGCUUUCCACCCGACCCCGCCGCCGAGGGCAGGGAACGCAUCGACUUUGUGCAUUUGGGCAUUCCGCUGCCGCCGUCCGAGGCCGAGGCAAGUAGUCAAGGGGAAGAAGAGCCGUACGACCAAGUCAAGGAGAUGGUGCAAGGGUACGGCGUCCUACCGAAUCGAUUCGACGACAAGGUGUGGAUGAGCGACCACCGAGCCGUGGUCGUGGAUUUGCUGGUGAGAUUUUGA
Molecule: messenger RNA, 1047 nt
Organism: Fonsecaea multimorphosa CBS 102226
Lineage: Eukaryota; Fungi; Ascomycota; Eurotiomycetes; Chaetothyriales; Herpotrichiellaceae
Exons: 1
Coding region: 1-1047 (348 amino acids)
Molecular function (GO): 3'-5'-RNA exonuclease activity
Source: RefSeq, a predicted model, not a curated record